Messenger RNA from Bombina bombina (fire-bellied toad), 1174 nucleotides. It is a transcript of the gene SDF2L1, whose product is annotated as stromal cell derived factor 2 like 1. The record is from RefSeq and is a predicted model, not a curated record. The coding region runs from base 50 to 712 and encodes 220 amino acids. The transcript has 3 exons. Lineage: Eukaryota; Metazoa; Chordata; Amphibia; Anura; Bombinatoridae.
UGUUGAAGGAAGUAUCUGCAGGUGGCUAGGGUGCUGGGAAGCGAACGUGAUGUUGCGAGUGGACAGAUGGUUUCGCUUUGGGCCGUGGCUGCUUCUGCUCACUCUUUGCUGCUGGGUACAUGGGAACCACAGCGAGGACGCAGAAUUCGUGACAUGUGGGUCUGUUGUGAAACUGCUGAACACCCGGCACAACGUGCGGCUACACUCGCAUGAUGUCAAGUACGGAUCAGGAAGCGGUCAACAGUCUGUGACAGGUGUUGAGUCUUCUGAUGAUGCCAACAGUUACUGGACGAUACGAGGCAAGAUUGAUGGCGCAUGUCAGCGUGGGGAACCUAUCAAGUGUGGUCAAGCAGUCCGCCUAACACAUGUGAACACUGGGAAGAACCUGCACACUCAUCAUUUCUCCUCUCCACUCUCCAAUAACCAGGAAGUAAGUGCCUUUGGAGAUAAUGGAGAAGGAGAUGAAUUGGAUGCUUGGACUGUGCAAUGUAGUGACACACUUUGGGAACGUGAUGAUGCUGUGCGCUUCAAACAUAUUGGCACAAGUGUCUACUUGACUAUUACAGGAGAACAGUACAGCCACCCGAUUCGGGGGCAGCGAGAGGUCCAUGGCAUUACCAGCCCCAAUGCCCAUAACUACUGGAAAGUGAUGGAAGGUGUGUUCAUCAAGCCCAGUUUGCAGCCAGGUUCAGGAAAGCAUGACGAGCUGUAAGGAAAGGUGGAAGUCCCCACAUCCCUAAUAAAUCUUCCUCCUUUGUUGAACUGCAUAUUUGGUCUGUAUGACAGGUACUCUGCUUUCUGGAGUGUCCCUUUUGUGCUUUUCUAAUGCUCAUCUUCCAGUAACCCUAGAAUUACCUAGGAGAGAGAGAGGACUAUGUAAACUGGAUUUCAGGAUAUCUUAUGUAAAUGGUUAUGAUCUCUGGAGAGAGGGAUAAAACAAUAUAACUUGGGCUUCUGCGUCAUCUCCACUGAAAACUCAAUUCUGCGCUGUUACCGUAUGGACUAUAUAUUUAAGAUAUGUUAAACAUUCCUAUCAAUAAAAAUAAACUGCUGUAUGGUGGUUUUUGUGGUUGCAGUUACAAGAAUAUCUAUUAUGUAGAAGAAGUUAAAAUCAGAUCUGGUUUAUUGUCAAUGAUUGUUUUCCCAAUAAAUUUGCACUUGUUCACCCAUCCUA